UAAAGUAUGUUUAAAAGCAAGCCGGAAUUGAUCAGAACGUUUUCAACAUUCGAAGGCAAAGAUGUUAACAAGUUACAGGAAUCGGGGUUGUUACAACAGCAUGCAGUGAGGGUCAUGUCAACUAUAGAUAAAUGCAUCAUACAUAUCAACGACCCAUCAAGUAUGGAAUAUAUUCUACAAGAAGUUGGUGAACAUCAUAAUAUGUACAAUGUACGCUCUAAUGAUAUUCAGAUUAUAUUACCUCAUUUUCUAACUGCAAUGAAGCCGUACAGUCAGGAUCCAUGGUGUGAGGAACUACAAGAUGUCUGGACCCGUUUUCUGUCUUUGAUUGUUUAUCAUAUAAAGAAGGCUAUGCAACGACAUGACAAUGACAACAGUCUUGAAUUUGAGGAUAAGCAUGUUAAUACUAACGAACAAAUAGAAAAUAGAUAAUAUUUGAUUUUAUAAGUGUUUUGAAGAUAAGAAAAAAAAAGUAUAUUACAUUUAAGAUUGCAAAACCGACAAAUAAUGAAAUUCAGCAAAUGUUACUAUCGUUUAUAUGCAAUUUCUUAUCGUAGGCACUUAAAAGCACUUCUGAUAGAUCCGAGGAUCAGUAACACUUGCCUCUUGUCUAGAUGGUGUUUAAUAAGAGAUGCAUAAUUAUGUAUAACUUUGUAAAUAGUUCAUCUUGGAAAAUCAAGUGAAAGAAAAGCAUGAUCAUAGAUUAUGAAGAUACGAUUUCAAAUGCAUUGACGAGCAAUUUUAUCAUGUUUUAUGACUUAUAUACAUUUUGUCGGAUAAGUGGUUUACAAGUGGUAUAAAAUCGGACACUUGACUGACUAAAUAGAAAAGGUUGUGAACAUUUUUUGUAACUUCUAAGUGCCUCUUAAAACACACAUGUGAGGAAAAUUUGUUUUUGUCAUACUUUCAUUGUGGACACGUAAAAGGAUGUGAGAUGUAAAGUAAGCAGGAACAAACUCAAUCAAUCAACUUUUUUCUAACAAAAAAUAUCUUUUCCAAAUUUAAUUAACUAAAUUACAUUAACUAAAAUCAAGUUACCGUAUACAUAUAAUGUAGUUAUUGGUGUGUAUUUUACGAAUCAUAUUGUUGUUGUUAAUAUACAGCUAUUAUAUAACAUAUUCAAGUAAAGUUUGAAGAAAUAUUAUGUUUAUUUUUGCAAUCAAGUACUUUAUUUUGACAUAAAUGCUCUCCUGGAAUAAAAAGUAGAUACACAUGUAUCGUAAAUGUCUUGAAACCGACGUUCGCAGUCUAAUGUUUAUUUAUUGCUUCCCCAACAGUUAUGAGCAAUUGUCUCAUGCCCUAUCAGGAUGCUCGUAUAAUUGUCAAUCAAGUUGGCAUAUGGAUCAUGAACUGUAUUACUGGAAGAUACAGCCUAUUGGUUUGAUAAACCUCUAAUCUGUAUACAAUCAGAUAACUCAUGUAUGUCUCUAUGUGCUCUGAUAGGGAACACAGUGAAUCAUAUUUUUAAUGUGGAUUUGGGGUCAAACUUGUGUAACCCGUCGUUACAGCUAGGUUUAUUUUAACAUUAAUUUUUUUAACAUAGGAUAAUCUUUUUUUUUCAUUCUGUAUUGCGACGUAGGAAUUAAUACGAGUUACUAAGAGAUAUAGAAUAUGGGCUUUUGUGUUGUAUUUUUAAACAACAUAGUCAUAGGGACACAUAAGAUAACCAAUAGAUGCUUCUAUCAAAUGAUAUGCAAAACAUACUGUGUCACGGAUCUGUUGAUACUAUAGUAUGAUUUUCAUUCUACUUUCACAGCAAACGAUUUCAUAUUCUCCGCAAGAUAAUAGUAAAAUGGAAAAUUGUCAUGAUGUAGAAACUUUAAUGUAUUCGGAUGAAAUGUUACUUUUCCGCGUAAAUAAAUCGAGCAACUGAGUUUAACGUCAGAACAAGUUUUGUUUCAUCGGCACAAACGAUUCCUAAAUUUAGUUUCUUUCUCGUUUUGCCGAAACAUUUUCUUGACAUCUUUACUGAUAGAAAAUUCUAUGAAAAAUAUCCAUCGGUUAUAUCUUUUAAGUGUCUAUCUUCAAAUUUUACUUCACUUUUGCUGUGCUUAUUUAAACGUUUCAUUGAAAUGAAUCCUUCCAGUCAAAUUUUCGAUUUUUCUUUUGAGAAGUAGAUGAAAUAUUUAUAUUAAUUAAUCGUGAUGAUUAUGAAGUUCUGUUAGAAUUUUGUUCUGGUAGACAAGGUAAGUUUUAGAAACUUACCCAAGUAAAUAAUUGAUAUUAUGUUUUGUUCCUGUUACGUUAAGCCGUAACGUCUUUGUUGUCUGAAGUGUUUUUCUCAUUGCUACUCAUUGCUAUUACUCAUAUUACCGAUGUAGAAUAUGAUCAACU
Messenger RNA from Ruditapes philippinarum (Manila clam), 2334 nucleotides. RefSeq names its product globin CTT-W-like. The transcript is spliced from 2 exons. Bases 7 to 432 code for a protein of 141 amino acids. The record is from RefSeq and is a predicted model, not a curated record. Gene Ontology annotation, molecular function: heme binding; oxygen binding. NCBI's taxonomy places the organism in Eukaryota, Metazoa, Mollusca, Bivalvia, Venerida, Veneridae.